This is a messenger RNA of Dictyostelium discoideum AX4, 2955 nucleotides long. RefSeq lists its product as hypothetical. Gene Ontology annotation, molecular function: RNA nuclease activity; ATP binding; protein serine kinase activity. The record is from RefSeq and is a predicted model, not a curated record. NCBI's taxonomy places the organism in Eukaryota, Evosea, Eumycetozoa, Dictyosteliales, Dictyosteliaceae. Gene Ontology annotation, biological process: mRNA processing; endoplasmic reticulum unfolded protein response. Gene Ontology annotation, cellular component: membrane. The coding region runs from base 1 to 2955 and encodes 984 amino acids. The transcript is spliced from 3 exons.
AUGACUUUUUCAAAAACAAGAAAUAAAAUUAUUUUUUUACUUUUUUUAAUUAUAAUUAAUAUUUUUAAUAUAAAUGCCUAUAUUAAGGAUGAAAAUGAAGAUGAUUUGUCACUUCUUAUUAGUACAUUAGAUGGUAAUAUUUAUUCAUUUAAUUAUGAAAGUGGAGAGUUAAAUUGGGAUUUAAAACCAAAUGGUGGUGAUUCAUUAUAUUCAACAUCACAAUUUGAUAGAAAACAACAACAAUCAACAUCAACAUCAACAGAGAUUACAAAAUCAUCACCAUCAAUUUUAAUACCAACAUUAGAUGGUAGUGGAUUAUUAUUUCAAUAUUCAAAUGAUAGAUUACAUCAAGUACCAUUUUCAUUACAAGAAUUAGUAAAUACAUCACCAUUAUUUUUAAAAGAACUUGAAGAUAAAUCAUCAACAUCAUCAACAUCGACAACAAGUGAAUCAUCAAAAGAUGAAAAUAAAGUAACAAUGUUUAUUGGUAAUAAAAAAACAUCAAUUACAGUUGUCGAUUCACAAACUGGUGAAAUUAUAAAAUCAAUGUCAAAAGAUGGUCUUUGGUUAACUGAUGAGGACGAUUGUCCUGUUAAUAUUAUUCCCGAUGAAGCAUUAAUGUUUACAAGAUCAGAUUAUCAAAUAAUUGCUUUAGAUCCAAAAUCAGGUGUAGAAAAAUGGAAUCUUUCUGUUGGUGAAUAUAUACCACAUUCAACAAAAUCAUUUUAUAAUUCUGAAAUAUCAUUAAAUUUUGAAGGAUUAAUUGAAGUUGCAUCACUUUCACAAAGAAUGUAUAAAAUUUAUAUAAAGAAACCAGAGAAAACAGUUGUUGGAAUUUCACAUAAUUAUUGGGAACAUAUAUUGACAUCAUCACCAGUUUCAAUUUAUGCAUAUAGUAGUAAAAAACAUAUUUUAAAGAAAUUAGAUUUCCAUAGAAAAGUAUCACCUUAUUCAAAUUCAUUAAUACCAGUUGCUUCAACUGAUUUAAUGAUACCAAGUAAUUUCGAUCGUACAUUUAUGUUUGAUGAUUAUUAUGGUCAAUUAUUCAUAGUUUCACCACCUUCAAAUAAUAAUAAUAAUAAUAAUAAUAAUAAUAAUAAUAAUAAUAAUAAUAAUAAUAAUAAUAAUAAUAAUAAUAAUAAUAAUAAUAAUAAUAAUAAUAAUAAUAAAAAUAAUAAUAAUAAUAAUAAAAAUGAAAGUGAUAAAUCAAAUUUAACACCAUUAACACCAUAUGAUCCAAGUAAACCAAAUGGUGCUAAUAAUAAUAAUAAUAAUAAUAAUGAUUUAUUAGACAGUAAUAAAUUAAAAAAUUAUGAUAUCUAUUUAUACUCUUCAAUUGUAAUUUUAAUUACAAGUAUAAUAGUAUUUAUAAGAUCAAAAAAGAAUUUUAAUUUAAUAAAUGUAAAUAAUAAUAAUAAUCAAAAUAAUAAUCAAAAUAGUAAUCAAAAUAAUAAUAUUAAUAAUAAAAAAACACCAAAGAAAAAGAAAAAGAAACAAAAAAAUAAAAAUAAUAAAAAUAAUAAUGAUGAAGAUGAUGAAAAUGAAAUUGAAAAUUAUAAUGAUAAUCAAAAUGAUUUAAUUGAUGAAUUCAUUUCAACAAAUUCUGUCAUUCAACAACAACAACAACAACAACAACAAUUAAUUAAUAGUUCAAAUAAAAUUAAUAAUGGUAGUGGUAAAAUUAUUUUAGAUAAUGGUAAUGUUAAAAUUGGUAAAUUAGAAAUUAUUACCAAUAAAAUAUUAGGUACAGGUAGUUGUGGUACAAUAGUUUAUGAAGGAAAGAUGGAGGGUAGAAAAGUUGCAGUUAAAAGAAUGUUAUCACAAUUUGUAAAGUUUGCUGAUAGAGAAGUUUCAAUUUUAAUUCACUCUGAUGAACAUACAAAUGUUGUAAGAUAUUAUGCAAAGGAAGAAGAUGAUGAAUUCAUUUAUUUAGCAAUUUCAUUUUGUCAAAAAAGUUUAGAUAUGUAUGUUCAACAAACUUUAUCACUACAAAUUUCACCAACUGAUUCACCAAGUAUUCAAUCAAGUAAUAAUAAUGGUAAUGGUAAUAAUGGUAAUAAUAAUAACAAUAAUCAAAUAAUAAUUGAUAAUAAAACUAAACAAAUGAUAUUAGAAUUAUUUAAAGGAUUAGAACAUUUACAUUCAUUAAAUAUAGUUCAUCGUGAUAUUAAACCACAUAAUGUAUUGAUUGACCCUAAUAAUAGAGUAAAGAUAUCGGAUAUGGGAUUAGGUAAAUUAUUGGAUAAUGAUGAUCAAUCAUUAACAUUCACGUCAGAUAGUCAUGGUUGGCAACCAGCAGAAUAUUUAAAUGGUACCAAUAGAAACACUAAAAAAGUUGAUAUUUUCUCAUUGGGUUGUGUGGUUUAUUAUUUAUUAACUGGUGCUCAUCCAUUUGGUCAUAGAUAUAAUAGAGAGAAGAAUGUAUUAAAGGGUAAAUUCGAUAUUGAUCAAAUUAAACAUUUACCAGAUAUUCAUCAACUCGUACAUUCAAUGAUACAAUUCGAACCAGAGAAAAGACCAGACAUAGGUGAAUGUAUAAAUCAUCCAUUCUUUUGGGAAGUUCAUAAAAAGUUAUCAUUCUUGGUGGCCGCUUCAGAUUAUUUAGAGUUUGAAAAACCAACAUCACCUCUAAACUUGGAAAUCGAUAGUCAUGUUGAUUUAGUCACUGAUGGAAGUGGUGAUUGGUGGUUAAAAAUUGACCAAGUUUUAAUUGAUAAUAUUGGUCGUUAUAGGAAAUAUAAUGGUAAAAGUAUACGUGACCUUUUACGUGUCAUUAGAAAUAAAUUCAACCAUUAUAGAGAUUUAUCACCCGAAGAACAAACUUGUCUUGGCAUUUUACCUGAUGGUUUCUUUAAUUAUUUCGAUUUAAAAUUCCCUCAAUUAUUUAUUGUAACUUAUUUAUUUAUCCUUAAAAAUUUAAAAAAUGAUCAAUAUUUUGUUCAAUAUUAUUAUUAA